AGUGUUACUGUUUUGCGGUCUCUCUCUCUCUCUUUCUUCAUCCUCUCUUCGAGCCUCUCUUGGCCAUUAUGUCUUCCAAUGCUCCUGCACAGAACGAGCCCUCAAGUCUUCUAAGUAAUGAGGAGAACCAAACCAUUUUUACUAUUCUUGGGGCAAGGAGAGUGACCAGAGCUACUGCUGUGGUUCAGAUGUAUCAUGCUCAUCCAAAUCCAAACAAGUGGCAGAAGAUUAGUACAGGUGUUGUUUGCUUUGUGAAAGAUAAUAUUCAAAAAUCUUAUUUCAUCCGGCUCAUUGAUCUAAAGAACCGUUCUGUGGCUUUUGAGCAAGAGCUGUAUGAUGAGUUUUGCUAUUCAAAAGAUCGUCCUUACUUUCACUCAUUCCCUGGACAUGAUUUCAUGGUUGGUCUCAACUUUGCCAGUGAAGAAGAAGCUGAGAAGUUCUGUGCUGCUGUUGAAAGCAAAAUCACUUAUGCACGAAGAGCAACCAUGAAGAGGAAGCCUCCUUCUGAGCCUAAGAAACCAGUCAACACUGUUGCCCCUGGUCCUGUGGCUAAUAAGGAUCCAUACAGUCUUGGGGUUGAUGGCUCUGAUAAAGGGAAACUAAACAAACCAAAAGGAGGAAAGAAAUUGACUAAAGCAGGCAUUGGAUUACCAACUGAAUUCAGGCAUUUGGCUCAUGUUGGUUGGGAUCCACAAACUGGUGCUUUCAAUUUUGUGAGUAAAUCAUAAAUGAUGUCAGUCCUGAUUUGACCUAAUGCAUCCUGAAUCAUGGAUUUUGCAUGGGCAGCUAACAUUGCAAUGAGCCCAGCUUUAAUAUUAUAGAGUAUAAAUAGUUUGAUCUGGUUAAAGUCAUGCCAUUUUCUAAUGGUGAAAUUAAUAAUUAUAAUAAAGAUCAAUGGAUGAACAAAGAAUUAAAUGGACAAACUCUAGCUAAACAAUUGACACUGUCUGAUGGUGUACCUGGAGAACUAAAGAAGACGCAUGGAUAUUUAACUUGUAUAAUAAAAGUAUAUAUAAAAAUUAUUAAAAUAUAAAAAUAAUUUUUAAAAAUAAUAU
Messenger RNA from Amphimedon queenslandica, 1055 nucleotides. RefSeq names its product neural Wiskott-Aldrich syndrome protein-like. Lineage: Eukaryota; Metazoa; Porifera; Demospongiae; Haplosclerida; Niphatidae. The record is from RefSeq and is a predicted model, not a curated record. Bases 69 to 728 code for a protein of 219 amino acids. The transcript has 8 exons.